Messenger RNA from Strongylus vulgaris, 1002 nucleotides. NCBI's taxonomy places the organism in Eukaryota, Metazoa, Nematoda, Chromadorea, Rhabditida, Strongylidae. The record is from the annotation of a GenBank genome assembly.
ACAGAAUGUGAGCGCGAAAAUAUUCCAGUCAAUGUACCCGAGAAAAAGGUAGCUACUGUAACUAAAGAACCACUUCAGAAAAAGGUUAUAAUACCUACAAGAAGGCCUCUCAUUGUCAUCCGGCAAAAUCCCACUGUAUCGCCGAACAAUGCCGAGAUAGGCUUACUCUCCGGCCGUCAGCAAAAGCCUACUAGUGGCGAGGAUAAGGUGUUUGAUACAAGUGGAGGUACGAAAUCACUCUCAGGGCCUCCGAAGAAUCCAAUAAUAGCAGUGAGGCGAAUAAAGGCAAUUCCAAAUUGUACCUAUGGUGGGAUAGGCUUUUCCCAUAAACACAAAACGUCUAGAACUAUCCAUCCUAAAGCCAAAUCGCCUACUUUUUAUCCUCCGCAGAAGCAGUCCACAUCAUUUAGGAGAAAUCCUAUGAUCAUCAUCAAAAAUCUGAAACGCAAGGCUUCAUCUGAUCUUGUGGAAUCCGUACAAUCUUCUGAACAGAGCACAUCUGGUGGUGUUGGUCUCAAUUUAUCAGUGACAAAGGAUAAUCUCAGCACGGAACCGUCUAGAAAGAAAUUUGCCGUUAAGGUACAACCUUGCCUUUCCAGAAAGCCCCCUUUCGUUCUUAUACGAAAACCUAGAACUUCAGGGGACCCAGCGGAAACAGGUUCCCAUGCUAAACAGCAGGAAACAUCAUCUGAUCAUACUGUGAAUCCUAAUCCAUUGACGAAGUUAACUGCAAAAGUUCCCUUUUUCAAGAAAAUUCCGGUCAUUCUUCUCCGAAAAAAGCCCAAAGAUCCAAACACUCCUGUCAAAGUGCAGCAGUGUUUGUCUGAACCCGAGAAAAGGCCCGCUAAUGCUAAUGUUAGCGAGAAAAUGCCUGAAUUAAAUCCUGCUAAAGUGCAAGUGAAGGAUGACUCUACUAAACCUUCAUCAUCUCAUAUUCUUCCUUGUAAAUUACCAUUUAAGAAGAAACGUUUUUUUCUAAGCAAAGGCGAUGUGAAACUUAAU